AUGUUACCGCGGCGGCACUGGCUUGUAGCUCUUUGCUCGCUACUCUAUGUCGACCUCGCCUUAGCCGGUGUGAUUAACCCUCUUCUGCAACGGAGGGCCGAGCAAAGCACCACGGCUGCAGCUGCAAAAACAGAGGAUGCUUCUUCUUCUGCUUCUCCUGUAGCCACAUCAUCAACAGCGGCGACAGCGACAUCCUCCGAUGGCGCUGAGAACAGAAAAUCUACGUCUGCAUCACAUGCAACAACAACAGCAACAGCAACAGCCACUACGUCAGCGAGCACUUCGACCUUGCUGUCGAGCGUACAGGCUAGCUCCACAAUAGUCAGCACUACGAGUUCCCUGAAUCUGACAUUUUACAACUCUACGAUUGCUUCAGGCCAGUUGCCUCUGAAGCCGGAGGUAACUCCCGGCUGGGGAGUUGCUGGCGCCAUCAUGAUUAUUACAGGUGUGGUCUAUGCCCUCAUCGGCAUCAAGAAGCGCUCGUUGCACAUAUGUCUCUCUACUGCCUACAUGACUAGUCUUGGCACUACGGUUCUGAUUAUAUACGUUAUGUCGCCACCAUUCAGCCAUGCAGUCCAGGGCGGCUUUGUCGCGGCUGCCGUCUGCACCGGACUCAUCUUGGGUGGCGGCGCCUUCCUCUUCAAGGAAAUCACCGAAGGCUUAGGCUGUAUGCUCGGUGGUUUCUGCUUCAGCAUGUGGCUGCUGUGUCUUCACAAAGGUGGUCUGCUGCCUCACAGCACCGGCAAGAUCAUCUUCAUCGUCGCCUUCACCAUUGGAUUCUUUGCCUUCUACUGCUCUCACUGGACUCGCCAGUACGCCCUCAUUGCCUGCAUUUCUUUUUCUGGCGCCACCGUCACGGUUCUGGGCAUCGAUGCAUUUAGUCGCGCCGGUCUCAAAGAGUUCUGGGCCUAUAUCUGGAACCUCAACAACAACCUCUUCCCUCUUGGAGCCGACACCUACCCGCUGACAAGGGGCAUUCGCGUCGAAAUUGCAGUCAUAAUUGUCAUAUUUUUGGCCGGCAUUGUCUCUCAACUGAAACUAUGGCACAUCGUGCAAGAGCGUCGUGCGAAACGAGACGCCGAGCGUGCUGAGGAUGAGCGUGCUCUGCAGCUGAAAGACGAGGAACAAGGUCGUCGGUUCGAAGAAACCAACGCACGUGAGCGGAAGGAAUGGGAGGCCAAAUACGGAAACGGAGAAACUGGAAGCAACAAGCACAACUCCACGACCGAUUCGGGCGUAGGAGACAUGGGGACCGAGAAGGGCGUGUCCAUUGAGAGACCAUCCCGGCCACAAUCACGGAUGCAGGGAGCUGAGGACGAUUUAGAAGCGGCAUCGGAACCAAUCGAGCUGGUGGAUAUGCAACCUCAGCCCAAGGCCGCAGCCGAGAUGAUCCUGGAACAUGAUGCAAAGGACGGCGCCCUCACGGUUUGCGUGGCGGCUGAUGACUAUCCCGAGGGCAUGCAGCCGUCCGAGACAGGUGUCGAUGGUGUCGCCCCAACAGCGGAUGUAGCUGCAGGGUCUACCCAGAAGUCGAUCAGAAAGGUCUCAAACGACUCGGCAGGCGUAUGGGCCGCUGGGCCGGAAAUUGUGCCGCUGCCUUUCAAGAUCCCAACAACCGUCCACGAGGAGGAAGCCGAAGCCGGAGAAAAUUGCACAACCGGACAGGGCGAUAACGAUGACCGAUCCUCCGUGGCCACUUUUGCCGACGAAGACGAAGUCAUAGUGUCAGCGUAUCCGCACCGACGCUCGCUUGCAAAGCGUCUAUCCCAAGGCUCAGCCGAUCUCCUGCGCGGCCUAUCGAAGCGAGCAAGUCCAACGCAGAUAAGAAGCAACGAUGGCACAGAGCGAAAUGAAAGCAAAGAGGAGCUUUUGAGUUCGCCGCAGUCUACCGCCCUGCUUCAGGACGAGAAGGAUAAGGAUGACAGCAGCUCGUUGGCUGCGACUAUCGAUGAAACCAGCUCCAAGGACAGCUAUUCGGUACGGGAUGAGGAGGAGGAUGUCGACGUAAUUGAGGAGCAAUCUCCACACAACAGCGAAGUGCACACAGAGCUGUCUGUAGCUAUCGAAACGGUGGAACCGGUCGCCACAACGGCCAUCCAACAACAGGAGACGACAGAGCUCUCGGCAGCUGAUUUGCCGACUAAGAUCCAGCAAGACGAAACGAUGCCAGAGACACCGAACCGCAAGACACCAUCGGCCGCCUCAGCCGAGUGGACGCCGCUUCUUGAAGCAAACCAACGGCCACAACCGGUCCAGGCCGUCGAAGCAGUGGCCGGUGCAAAAGAGGAGGAGGCCACGACCCCGACUGACAGUGCAGCACACGGCAACGAGACGCCGCGGCCGGUAAAUGUGGACGAGCUACAGCAGACAGCCGAGACCGGAACACCGGCGCCCGCCGCUCCACGGCGGUCAUCUCUGCCGGUCGCGUCCCGGUCUGGCUCAUACCAGUCUUUGGGAAACAUGCCUGCGGCAGUCCGGGGAAGUGUGGGCGGUGGGUUCCGAAGCAUAUCGAGCGGUCACCUGGCCCGGCACACGUCGGCUCUGCAUAACGAGCCGAUCGCGGAGGAGGACGACGCAGCAUCGGCAGACGCAGAUGGCCACUCGCCAACCAGUCCCACUUCGCCGGGUCUGACGCCGUAUUCCGGCCCACAAACGCUGAUUGGGCGACGCGAGAUGCUUCUCCGGAGCAAAUCCCAAGGCUUCUACAUCGGUGGACCCAUCACGCAGCAUAUAGAGGCCAGCAUGUCGAUGCCGGUGAUCCCAUCGUCGGGGACUAGUGACAACGGCAGCGGGUCGGCACAUGAUCUGACAACGGCCGACCUGGAUGACUUGCCGAUGAAUAAGCGUCAUGAGAUAAUGAUGCGGCAGCAGAGCUAUGCCAGCAUUGUCGGUGCGGAUGGCAAUGGUGGCUCGGUGGUCCAAACGCCAAUGGCUGGCAUUGUCGCCUUCGACAGCCACCAGCCAAAGCGCGGGCAGGCAAAGAUGGCGACAAAUACAGCGCGCCAGUCGCAGCUGGCAGCAUUCCGGAGCUCGGUGGCCCUGGAUCUAAACGGUUUGAUUCAAGCCCCGGCCCAAGCUGAGACUGGAAGUCCGAGACUACGCGAGUCCGUGUCUGCACAUGUGCUGCAGAACCGGUCGACGUCGACGGCGUCACUGAUGCCAACACCACAGGAUGUGGCCCACGUGAAGCAGUCGAUCGAGCAGCAGCGGAACUACAUGCUGGGCCUAAGAGAAGCAGAGGCGCAGCGGCGGGAGAUAAAGCUGCAAGACAAAGCGCGUACCGAGCGUGCUUUUGAGGAGCGCAUGCGCAAGGGCGACCUGAUGGCGGCGCAUCGAGACGCUAUGCGGCGGAUGCAGGCGUCGGCGCGCGAGCUGUGA
Molecule: messenger RNA, 3378 nt
Organism: Grosmannia clavigera kw1407
Lineage: Eukaryota; Fungi; Ascomycota; Sordariomycetes; Ophiostomatales; Ophiostomataceae
Exons: 3
Coding region: 1-3378 (1125 amino acids)
Source: RefSeq, a predicted model, not a curated record